Macroventuria anomochaeta is the source of this 1717-nucleotide messenger RNA. RefSeq names its product FAD/NAD(P)-binding domain-containing protein. Gene Ontology annotation, molecular function: oxidoreductase activity. The transcript has 4 exons. The coding region runs from base 113 to 1537 and encodes 474 amino acids. Lineage: Eukaryota; Fungi; Ascomycota; Dothideomycetes; Pleosporales; Didymellaceae. The record is from RefSeq and is a predicted model, not a curated record.
CAGCCGAAGGCCUCACCGUCCUGAAAGAAGACUUGUAAGGUUUUGGCACUACUACUUUAAGCUACAGGUACUCUGCCACUUUUCUUCUGCUCUCAAUUGACCACUUUACACCAUGAAAGGCACAACAACGUGGUCGCUGCUUCUGCCACUUUUCACGCUUACAGCAUCAGCUUGGCCCCAACCUCGUCAUGCGAAACCUCCAGUAUGCAUCAUUGGCGCAGGUCCAUCAGGUUUGUCAGCAGCAGCGAAGCUCGAAGAGAAAGGCAUCAAGGCCAUGGUUUUCGAUAAACAGGAGGAAGUUGGUGGUAAGUGUCAGGCAUGGUAUGACGAGCAAGGCAUCUUCCACCCGCUUGGCGCCGCCUUCUUCUCAAACGCAACCUACACCGAAACCCUCAAGAUUCUCAAUACGACCAAUGUUACGUCCGAGCCGUUCGCGCUGGCAGGCGCGCGUGAGAUGUUUCGCUACAACUACACAAAUGGCGCGAUCGAAGCAAACCCAGCGUUGAUUCCUCAGUUCCUGGCAUCACUGUCUGCCGAAAUUCCGCGUUACACGGCGCUGUGGAAUCAAAGGUUUCGACCCUUCAGUGUCGCGGGAUACAAGAAUGGCACGCCCGAUGAGUUCACCGUCUCUGGAUCUCAAUGGUUUCGCCAAAACAACUUUACUGCUCUCCCGAUUCUACUCGUCAACCCGGUGGCAUUGUACGGAUAUGGCGACAUCAACAUUGUCCCAGCACUCUACAUCUUGCAAUACUUCACCCCGGAUAUCUUGACCGCGUUCAUUGGGUUGCACGAAGUGUACUACAUGGACUUCCACAAGAUGUUCGUAGAGUACUCUGCGUCACAGCUUUGCAACACCCCGAUCAAAACCUCCGCCGAGGUUCGAUGCAUAGAUCGAUCUGGAAACAACCCAAUCAUCAAGUACACUGAACCGUGCGACAACUUCUACGAAUGGCGCAAGCAGGAGUGUAGCUCCAUUAUCUUCGCCUUCCCGCCGAACAUCGAGAACCUGGAGAGAGCCGGGCUGGACAUGACAGAAGAGGAGUACAAUGUAUUCGCGAACGUUUCGAUGAUUCAGUACUACUCGUCGGCAGUCGAAUUCCAGCUCCCAUUCGGUGUUUCCUACAUUGCGAACACCACAUCACCAGCACUGCCUCCAUCAAACGACGGCGAACCUGUUGCAGUGUUACGCCUGAAUGAGCAGUCAAAUGUUUCCGUGUCAUGGUCUUGGGGCCCAUACGAGUACCAGACCGAAGAAGCCGCACGUCGCCUGCUCAUCGAGAGCUUAUCGGAAAUCAACAAGGAUCCACGAAAUUCCUCCGAGCCACCGGAGCCUCUGACCGACAGUGAUGUCAAGGCAUUCAGGAAGUGGGACUAUUUUCCACAUUUCGACAGCCAGCCUCUCAGAAAUGGCGCAUACGAUAAGUUCAACCGCCUUCAAGGCCACAAGAAGAGCUACUGGGCUAGCGGACUCAAUGGGAUGGAGAUCGUGGAGUGGGCUAUCCGUGGUGGGCAGGAUGUUGUCGAGUCUUACUUUUAAAAGCUUACAGCAGCCGUUGACCAACGACUACAGCACACAUGAUGUGCAAUAUGGAGGAACCACAUGAUGAGUUGUGGGCAGGAUGUUUGCUUUACGAUUUCCUUUCGACGUUGCCGGCAUUGCGACUACCACAUUGACGACUUUAUGCCCACUUAGAGAUGAUACCUUCGCCUUCAAUGA